CUCGAAUCUCGCGGAUCAGUCUUGGCCGGGAGUUUCCUCGUGCCACAGCUCCGUCAAACUUUCUGUGGCACAUUUUUGUGAUUUGUUUUUCGAGAUAACUGCCGUGAAUUUCUAGUGUCAAGUGGUCACGAUGCCCGGCUCCCAGGAACAGGACGGCGCCGAUUCCGACGGUUCGAUAACAUGGGAAGAUUUUUUCGGAACAACGACAGCAGAAGACCUGGUACCCACCCUGCUGAGCAUGUACGACACGCUGGUCGGCAGGCCGGGGGUGGUAGUGGAAAAGGAAGCCAAAAGACCGACGGAACCGCCUCCAUUGCCACCCCCGGUAACAAGACCUCUGUCAGUUACAUCAAUCGCAUCAUCUUCAUCGUCAUCUUCUUCUUCAGUGACAAGCAGUUGUUCAGGAAGAAGGAGGUUGGCAUCGAAAGCCUAUCUUGCGUCAAUCGAAUCUCUCGACGACAGCGAGGAUGAAGCUCCAAGUUGUAGGGCUUCAAAAGCCGGCUCCCACGGAUCUGGAGACAGUGGAGUUUGUUCGCCCUGCAGCUACAUUAGUUCGCCCUCGCCUCCUCAUAACAAGCCGAGAUACUGUGAUCCACAUUUGAGCUACAUGGAUCGCGUAGUAAUGGAGAUCAUUGAAACCGAAGGGGUCUACGUGACGGAUCUGCGUCAAGUUAUAGUCGGCUACAUCGAACGGUGGGAGAACAGCCCUGAUUGUGGUCUCAGCGAAAAACAAAUGUCAGAUUUAUUCGGCAACCUUAGGCAGAUAUAUUCGUUUAACAGUACAUUCUUCAAAGAGUUGGAACACUGCGGACUCGACCCGGUAAAAGUGGCCAAAGUUUUUGUCAAAAACAACUCAGGUUUUUCGAUCUAUACGGACUAUUGCACCAAUUAUCCAAGGACUGUCAGUGUUUUGACAGAACUUAUGCGCCAGGAAAACACUGUUAGGCUGUUUCGGGAGAGACAAUCUUCUCUUCAGCACACUCUUCCCCUUGGUUCAUAUCUGUUGAAGCCUGUACAGAGGAUUCUCAAAUAUCACCUCCUCCUGCAGAAUAUUGUCAAAAACCUCGCUCCAGAAGCUGAAGGCUAUGGAGAUGUUGUUGACGCUCUCUCCACCAUGACGGCCAUCGCACAUCAUAUCAACGAUAUGAAAAGGAAACACGAACAUGCCGUUCGAGUUCAGGAGAUACAAAGUUUGUUGCUCGGUUGGCAGGGAGAAGAUCUCACCACUUAUGGAGAAUUGUGUGCUGAAGGGACAUUUAGGAUGUCUGGUGCUAAAGCACUUAGGCAUGCGUUUCUCUUUGACCAAAUUCUUCUUAUUACAAAAAAGAAAGAAGAAGGAAUUCUUGGAUAUAAAGCUCACAUUAUGUGUUCAAAUUUAAUGCUUAUUGAGAGCGUAACGGGGGAGCCUCUUAGUUUCCAUGUCAUACCGUUUGACAACCCUAGAUAUCAGUAUACUCUUCAGGCACGCAGUUUGGAACAAAAACGUGAAUGGACACUACAGUUAAAGAGAGUAAUACUUGAAAAUUACAACGCUGUAAUUCCUUCACAUGCCAGGCAGCUAGUGAUGCAACUCGGUCAAAAUAGAACUGAUGAUGAAAUAAUGGCCGAAAAGACUGCACCAAAAAGACAGCAUUCAGCACCAGAAUAUCUUGAGAGGCGGAAGCAAGAAAGAGAGAGAAGGAAGUCUGAGACCGGUUUAAGAGCAAGACUGAGAACUAGGAAUCGAAAAUCGGAUACAUCACCAUGCAUAACAGCAAAAACUCAACAGAGGCUAAGAAGAAUAAGCCAAAUAAGAGGAGAUGAGCUCAGUAACAGUCCCACUGAAAACCAGAAGGAUAAGUGUGGAAAUGAUAAUGCAGAAGAAGAGUGUUAUCCACCGGAAAGCCAGACUGAACAGAGUUCUGAAGGUGGAUCAGUUGAUCUCCAUAUUUCUGAACAAGAUCUCGAAGAACAACCAUCUCCUCAAGUUGAAAAGAAAAAGACAAUUGAGGAGAUAGUCAGUCAGCUCUUAAUGCAAAAUAAAGAAUUCCAAAGGGUAUUGAAAAAACAGAGACAUAUUACAUCGAGGAGGCACAGGAUCGAAACAAGCGAUGAAGAAGAUGAAGGUUGCGGUCAGGGGUCCAGUAUACCGACAUCUCGGUCGACAAGAAGCUUGUCAGCCCAAAGGGAAGGAGACUAUGAUAAUUUGCAAAAUGUAUGGGAUGAAGUAAGAGAAUUGGAUUGUAACAGUUUGAAAAGAACGCAAUCUUUCACUAGUCAAGGAGGUUAUGAUCAAAGUUCCCCAGAAGUAUCUCUUUCUGGAAGUACAAUAUCUUUUGAUGGUCCGACAUCGCCAGCUGUAUGGCUAAAGCAACAGAGGCAACAUUUAGCUAUACCUACUAGUAACAAAGCAGGGUCCCUACCACGAGGAUUUCAACUGGGGACACCAGACUGGCACAGGGCGAGAAUUUCCCCUGAUCGUCCGUUUACAAUCGCCUCUGACAAAGCCCAGGAACUUAAUCUUGAAGAUAUGCAGAGAUAUUGUGAUUCUCAGCAUGACCAGUUGACAAGGCACAGAUUCCCUCUUCCCGAUGAUACUACUGAAGAAGAUUCAACACCAGAUGCAAGCACACAACAUCUAAACGUUCAUCCUGAGUACAAAAUAUAUAGGCCGAGUUUAACUAAAGCUACGUUGAAACAAGUGAUCUCUUCUGUCAGCAACAAACUUGCCAAUUUACGAUUAUCAUCAGAAGCUUUAGAUGAAAUCGAUGACAGUAGAACGAAUAAACUAAUGAACGCCUUUGCAAAAACAUUCGUUAAGAAAAAGUCUGAUGAAAGACGUCUUCCAGUUUAUAAGCAAGGUAGCUCAGCCCUCGGUGCGAGAAUUGCACAUGGAAAUGAAACUUCGGACUAUGCUGACCCCAGGACACUUUUUCCUAACAUUACACAAUCUAAAAAAGCAGCUGCUCUGUUAGGCAUUCGUCCCUACUCAGUACUCUCCCUAGUUUCUAACUUAACUUCUUCAUCUUCCUCUGGUUACGCUCCAAGCAAUUCCUCAAAGGAACAACAAAAAGAAGAAGUUGAAACAGUAGAAAGCGAUGGUUCAGCAGAUAGUUUCUAUGAAAAAUCAUUUGAAGCUAUAGAAUCUACUAUGAUUAACGACGUAUGUCGAGAUAGUGCAAUAUUCAGUGAACACGAAGACAUUUUAGAUCAUUAUAUACCAAAAAUUAAAAAAAAAGUGCCACCACCUGUACCUGACAAACCACCAAGUUUAAAAUCAUGGAAAAUGACUGAAAGUAAAUCAUCUAUCUUUAGCACUGAAUCCCUACAUGAUAAAAAGGAUGAUGAUUACGAUUCUAGUUCAGUUGCAUCGACUGUAAUCGAAACAACAGCUACUAAAGGAUGGGUGAAACAUGUUAUUGGUAAAAUACAGGGAGAUCAAACAACUUGAACAAAUUAUAGUGGCAAUAAACAAUACGUAGCUAUGUAAAUUAAAAGCCAAUAAUAAAAUGUAGUUAAUUAUCAGGGGAUAAGACAAUAUUAUGCCAUAUCUAGCUUCUUAGGUAAUAUUUAUAUCAUUUAACUCAUAAUUAUUCUUCCUUUUUUGUUAAUUUUGUAUAUAAAAUUUUGUUUACCUGUUUUUGUAUAAAGUAUUACUAAGGACAAAUGCUACUAUUCUUUAGUACAAAUUUUUUUUAUUUACACUUAAUAUAU
Molecule: messenger RNA, 3693 nt
Organism: Cimex lectularius (bed bug)
Lineage: Eukaryota; Metazoa; Arthropoda; Insecta; Hemiptera; Cimicidae
Gene: GEFmeso
Product: pleckstrin homology domain-containing family G member 3
Exons: 13
Coding region: 131-3430 (1099 amino acids)
Molecular function (GO): guanyl-nucleotide exchange factor activity
Source: RefSeq, a predicted model, not a curated record